This is a messenger RNA of Bactrocera tryoni, 13996 nucleotides long. It is a transcript of the gene mask, whose product is annotated as ankyrin repeat and KH domain-containing protein mask. Gene Ontology annotation, molecular function: protein binding; RNA binding. The coding region runs from base 281 to 13978 and encodes 4565 amino acids. Gene Ontology annotation, biological process: innate immune response. Gene Ontology annotation, cellular component: cytoplasm. NCBI's taxonomy places the organism in Eukaryota, Metazoa, Arthropoda, Insecta, Diptera, Tephritidae. The transcript is spliced from 17 exons. The record is from RefSeq and is a predicted model, not a curated record.
GAUACCGAAAACGAUAUCGCUGCAGCAGGAAAUUGCUAAAAAUUGCUAGAAAAUCGCAACGGUAAAUCUUAAAACUAUUGAAAAACUAUAAUUAAAGUGGCAGAGUGUUAUUUGAUCAUAAUUUCAGUGCGAAAAUCUUCAAUAUAUAGAUCUAAGUGGAACAAUAACAUCUAAAACGAAUCAAAAAGUGAUUAAAUUUAUAACAGAACAAAGUGAAAUAUUAAUAUUCACGCUUAUACGCAUAGUGUAGUGAAAAAUUAAAAAAAAAAAACGGUGGAAAAUGAAUAAUGAUGAUAAAAGUAACGACUUAAGUGUGUGUUCUACUGCUAUAACAACUACAACGUCGACACCAACGUCAGUGUCUAAUAUAAAUAAUACAACAACAACACCCGCAUCGGCAUCAACAUCAGCAGUUACCGUGGCUUCAACAAUUAAAGCUCAAAAGUCUACUGCCAGCAAAUUGAAGCAGUCAGCGAACCUGCAAUCAAUAAAGAAAGCAGUUAACGUUAACAGCAACAACAAUAAAAGCAAUAACAAUAGUCUUAAAUUAGCAGCUGUAGCAGCCGCCGCUGUUACAUCUGGAACUACCACAACCAACAUCUCCUUAAAAAAGUUAUCAAGGAAUGCAACACAACAAGGUGGAGGAAACAAAAAAAUCUUGACCGCUAAUCCCAUCAAUACUGAUAGUUGUAGCGAAAGUAUAACUGCAGUUGUCCCAGAAGCAGGCAGCAAAAAAACGGCUACCAACAAUAAUAACAGUAAAAUUAAUACAACUAAAUCACUUAUAAGCAACAAUAAUAAUUAUUCUGCUUCCGCAGUUCCCGCAGCCGCCGCCGUUAAUGGCAAUAGCAGUACUAGCAUCAAUAUAAAGAAUAACAGUAAAAUGUCUAAAAUUGCAGCCGCCAAAGUUGCCGCAUCCAGUGCCAAUGUUAACGCAAACGCCAUUGCGGCCGAUUGCGUUAGUGGUACAACACCUGAUCCAGCGUCAACAAUCACAAGUACGGGAGUUGGUACUGAUAGCGGUACUGGAUGUAGUAACAACACCGACACCUCUAAUCCGUCAUCUAUUCCUGCAAUAGUUUCGAACGCACCUGCCAAUACAACAACGUCCUUUAGUCCAGCCGGCGGCAGUAGCAACGGUAAAGCAUUAGGAUCCACAAAUAAAAAAUCCGCUAACAAUGCUUCAACCGUGGCUGUUUCCACAACUGCAUCGGCAAAGGCAAAAAUUUACCAAAUAAAAACAAAUCCCCUGUCAUUACUAGUGAACACAUCGCAGAAUGCCACAGCUCCUACAAAAAACAAUGGUAGCAAUGGCGGAAACGGUAGUACCGGCAAUAACAAUUCUGGAACAUCUUCACGUGUUGGAGCAGUAGCAGCUAUUAAGCAAAAACUGAAAGCUUCAGCUGCUGAUGCUGCUGCAGCUGUUGGUAUACCCACCGUCAUAGCUGGAAAUUCUCGUUCCGCCUCAUCGUCAACAUCGUCCAAUUUAUCGUUGGCCUCGUCUGACACACGUCAUAAGCGACCCAGCGAAAAUUCGGAUACUGAUACGGAACUAUCCCGCCAACCACCAGAUCUAUCUGAAUCUGAUGAAGAGUCAGUUUCAGAAUCGAUCCUUUUGGCAUGCUUGUGUCUAAGGCCAGAUCUUCUGGAUGAUAUCCCAGAAUCUGAUGCUGAUAGUUGUGGGCAUGAAGAGGAUAACGAAUCUGAGGAAGACAACGAGGAUGAAGAUGAUGAUGAGGAAGAGGGCGAAGAGGAUGAAGAAGAAGACGAGGAUCCGCCAAAUGAAGUAAGUGGCAAUUUCUCGGUUGGCUCCACAGAGGAAGAGGAGGAUGAAGACGAAGAAAUUCAGGAUCCGAAUGAAACGACUGGCGAUUUUUUGCUGGAAGGUAAUAACUGCGCACACUACGAAGGUGAGAAGCCACCUGUGUUACGUCAUGCCACCCAUGCCAUCGAUGAGACUAAACAGGCUUUGACCAAAAUGCGAAGCGGCAACACACCACGCGAAAAAACAAUUUUCUCCCAAACUCUUAUUGCCGCCUGCACCGACAACGACGUUCCGACCGUUCGCCGAUUGCUAAGUAAAAAUACUAUGAAUAUUAGCGAAUCCACUGAUGACGGCGAAUCCUUACUCUCGAUGGCCUGCUCAGCUGGUUAUUACGAGCUGGCGCAGGUGCUACUCGCCAUGCAGGCAGCUCAAGUAGAAGACAAGGGCCAAAAGGAUUGCACACCUUUAAUGGAGGCAGCCUCCGCUGGUCAUGUAGAAAUCGUCAAACUACUGAUAAGUCACAAUGCUGAUGUGAAUGCCCAUUGCGCCACUGGAAAUACACCGUUAAUGUUCGCUUGUGCCGGCGGUCAUGUGGAAGUAGUUAAGGAGCUACUAAAGCAUGGUGCGAAUGUGGAGGAACAAAACGAAAAUGGGCAUACACCAUUAAUGGAAGCAGCAUCAGCCGGUCAUGUUGAAGUGGCUAAGGUACUUUUGGAUCAUGGUGCUGGUAUUAAUACACACUCGAACGAAUUCAAAGAAAGCGCACUAACACUGGCUUGUUACAAGGGUCACUUGAAUAUGGUGCGUUUUCUAUUACAAGCUGGCGCUGAUCAGGAACACAAGACCGACGAAAUGCACACCGCUCUUAUGGAAGCAUCAAUGGAUGGUCAUGUCGAAGUAGCGCGUCUGCUUUUGGAUUCGGGAGCCCAAGUGAAUAUGCCAACCGAUUCGUUUGAGUCUCCAUUGACUUUAGCUGCUUGUGGCGGUCACGUCGAAUUGGCCACUUUACUAAUCGAGCGUGGCGCUAACAUUGAGGAGGUAAACGACGAAGGCUAUACACCACUUAUGGAGGCUGCACGAGAGGGUCAUGAAGAUAUGGUUGCACUGCUCUUGAGCAAAGGCGCAGAGAUCAAUGCCACCACAGAGGAGACUCAAGAGACCGCACUUACACUCGCUUGUUGUGGAGGCUUCAGUGAGGUUGUCGAAUUUCUUAUUAAAGAAGGAGCAAACAUUGAACUGGGUGCUUCCACUCCGCUAAUGGAGGCAGCGCAAGAGGGUCACACCGAUUUGGUACGCUACCUAUUGGAAAAUAAGGCUAAUGUCCAUGCAGUCACACAGACAGGUGACACGGCACUAACACAUGCCUGCGAAAAUGGACACACGGACGCAGCCGAGGUGUUAUUAAGCUAUGGCGCCGAACUAGAGCACGAAUCCGAAGGCGGUCGUACACCGCUAAUGAAGGCAAGUCGUGCCGGUCACUUAUGUACUGUAAAAUACCUUAUCCAAAAAGGCGCUGAUGUCAAUAAGCCAAGCAGCAGCAACGACCAUACACCACUUUCCUUAGCCUGUGCGGGAGGCCAUCAGGCCGUAGUCGAGUUAUUGCUGAAGAGUGGCGCUGAUCCCUUUCAUAAGUUAAAAGACAACAGUACCAUGUUGAUUGAGGCCGCUAAAGGUGGACACACGCGCUGUGUGGAAUUACUCUUCAAAUAUCCGUUAUUCGUGCAAAAUCACCAGAACGAACUGCAAUCGGCAGCAGCAGCUGCAGCAGCCGCGGCCAAUGCUGCCACUGCCGCCGGUCCAGUGAAUAUAAAUAACACCUUACGCUUCGUAAAUCCGCAACAACACAAACAAUUGCAACAACAGUUGCAGCAGUUGAGUGCUCCGCCCGGUUUACAGGUAUCCGAAGCGAUGCGUGUUUCGAAUCAACAACAGCAAUUUCAUCAACAACAAUUCAGCGCCACUACAAUGACCACCACCAAUGGCACGAACAACAACAAUGUUGUCACAGCUGUCGCCUACACCGAAGAACAUUUGCCAUUAAAUUCGACCGGUGAUGCAAAUAGCGAGGAGUUCGCUGCCAUCGACAUCAACUCGUUAAGCGCACAGCAGCAGGAGGCUUUAAUUGCCAAGUCGCGCCUCUUUCAUUUGCAAACCGGUUUCGAACAGGGCCUUACAUUGGGCCGUGAGCAACUCUCACAACCACAACAGCAGCAGCAGCAACAGCAACCACCUCUACCCGGUCACAGUAACAAUGCACAGCGUAAACAUUUCGAACUGGACAUGACGCACAUAAAUGCUUUGACACCACCACAAAAGGCACCGCCAGCUCCACCAGUGGGCGGUGUUGUUACACAACAACAAUCGCUGCAACAACCACAAUUCCAAUUGCAACCACAAUUGCAACAGCAUUCAGUGCAGCCUACAAUGAAGUCGAAGAGUAGCAAUGCAUCGCGUAAGAAUCGCCAGCCACCAGCGCCUUUCGAGCUUAACCUACCAACGCCCAAUUUGGCUAAUAUCGCACUUGAACAGCAGCAACACCAACAGCAGCUGGAGCAAAUGCAGCAGCAGCAGGAACAGCAGCCGGACGAGGUGCGCUCGCAACCACUGGGCGAUGACGGAAGUGGUGGCUCCAUUGUAGCAGUUGGUAGUGAAGCAGAUGGACAACAAAACCGUUGCUUCAUGCGUCGUUGCUUUUUCAAACCCGAAUUCCACAAGAUUGGUAUUGAGAACAAGUCGGUUGUAACGGCAAAUGCAUUGCCACCUGUUAAUUAUAUGGACUUGACUGGUGUCGAGGGCGUUGAGGCCAUGGCUAGCAAUGCUGCUUCGGGUGUGAGUGCGUUGGGCGAUAACGAAAUGACUUCGAUUUUCCUAACUGGCAAUGCCGGCAACGGCGCCCAAUCUCAACAAAUGCUUAACAUGCCAUCGGAUAAUAUGAUGAUUGAAUUACUGGAUGCCAGCGCUGUUGCCGAUGCAGCAACAGAGCUACGUCAACACCAACACCAACAACAACAGCAGCAAUUGCAACAGGAUCCAACUAAAACUAUGCUGAACACACAGCAAUACAAAAAUAGUGGUCUAGCUGUUGCCGCUUUGGAGGCUAUGUCAGCAGUAAACAGUAUACAAAAUAAUCGCAAUUUUACCAAUAAAAAUACCAAUAACAAUUUGAAUCAAAAGAGCACCCAAAUCACAACUCCAUCGGAAGUGUCGCAGAGCACAGCUAUAAGUGAUCGACCAAAAGCUAAGCCAGUAUCGAAAAAGGAUAACAAAUUCCGUAAAACUGUAUUUCCGCAAUCGCCUGUACUACAACAAAACCAGAUGGUAUCCAUUUACAAUAAAUUGCCGUUACUUCUAACCAACGAAAUCAAACCGAGCCUGCAGACAAAGCAGGUUAUCAUGACACAAAUGGCGUUUGCCGCACAACAACAACAACAACAACAGCAGCAACAACAACUGUCAAGCGGUUUAGAUUUGAGUAGUGGUGGCGAUAACGCGAUUGCAUUGAACAACUCUCCAGCUUCUCCCUUGGCGUCUCCUUCCAAUGCGGCAGUCGCAGCAGCAACGUUUAUGCAAGAACAACUGCACAUGCCAGCUAUCGGCACCGAGGAUCACCACCAACAUCAACAACAACAGCAGCAGCAGCAGCAGCAGCAUGAGGUUACCUCUACCAUAUUGCAAGCUUUCCAAGCAAUGCAAUCACGCAAUGUGGGCGAUGAUGCUGCGUCAGCCGCGUUGGCAACCGUCUGCGGUAUGAGCGCCGCCGAACAGCAAGAGUAUUUGAAGGAACGUUACCAGUUGUACGAUAUGCCACGCUUCUUCGAUGACCAACCGAAGUCACCAACCGAGACUCCACCACCACCACUGCCAGAUAAUAAACAGCAACAACAGGAAAUCUACAGCGAAGAUGGCAUUGCUGUGUUGGAGGAGGAAGUGGAAUUGGAUGUUGAGCCGGAUGGCGAGAGCGUUGCUGAAAUGAAGAAUCUUGCAACGUUGGUCACCGCUGCAGCAGCUGCCGCACCCAAUAUGCUGCUCGAGCAUGUUGCCAUGUCCGGUGAUGCAAACAAUGCUGAUGAAAAUGCAUUGCACAUGGACGAAUAUGGCGAAGCUGAAGACGAUGAAGAUGCCACUGUUGAAGCCGAUCAGUCCGCUGCAGCGCAUGAUAUGUUGGAGCAACAUGCUUACGAUGAAGGCGGUGAGGCGGAUGGUGAAGAAGAGGGUGAUGGUGAUGGGGAAGGUGAUGAUAUUGAAGAAGUACUCGAAGAUGAUGAAGAAGAUGGAGACGAUGAAGAAUUAGAAGGAGAAGUGGAUGGCAAUUGUGAGGAGGAUAUUGAUAUGACAAUGACAUUGCACGAUGACGAGAGUAUAGAUAUAAGGAAGCAUGUGAUUGGUGGCGAAGAAGACGAAGAAGAUGAGGAAGAGGAUGAAGAAGACGAUGAGGAUGAUGAGGAUGACGAUGAUAUGGCAUUAAGCAACGCGAAACGUGCUAAGAGCGCACAUCGUCAACCGCAAGCGCUUGAGAAUUUAAUACUUUCGAAUGUCGCCUAUAAAAGCGACGAAUUGUCUCAGGCACUCUGUGAUUUCCGUCAAGACUUUCCAACCGAUUUGGUGCACGUCUUUCCGCCGAUUGCUAAUUUCAAAACAGCUUCAGGCAGCGCAGCGUUCAGCACCUUGCAGCAAUGCACCGCAGCAGCAGCCGCCGCCGCAGCAGCCGAUGUUGCAAAUGCUGCCGCUGCAGCCGCUGACAUUGCCAAUGCUGUCAAGGUGGUCGGACAUGAUGUCGAUGGUGCCACAGCUGCUGGCGUCAUAACCGCUACCGGCAUGUAUCCAGCAUUGGAGAGCUUUGACCAAUUUCCUGGCGAUAUUCCCGGCGAUAUGGAUGAUAUAUUGCAAAUAUUCCAAAAUGAUCCUUCGUUGCAGGAGCUGCAUAAUUGUGCCGAGCUGGGCGACCUGAAUUCAAUAUGCAAGAACCGCUUUAGCAGCAACUGGAUGCCGACGCCGAAGUGGACCGGCCAGGAUCACUUGAUGGCGACGCAUCAGCAGGCGCUGCUUUCGGCCGAAGACCAACAGCAGCAGCAACAACGUCAGGCAACUAAUCAAAUGCUUCUCGAAUAUCAGCAUGAGCUGCAAAUGGGGGAGCAAAUGCAGCAGCAUCAACACCACCAGACUUUCUCGUUUUUGCCGCUUCCGUCAGAUGAUGCCGCCGUAGCCGCCGCAGCUGCGCAGCAUCAGCAAAUGCAACAGACACUGCCACAUCAAGGUGAUUUUCUGCUACAACAGCCGCAUCAACAACUACAACAACACCAGCAACUUAUACUGCAAGAAGAUGAGGAAGAAUUAAAGCAGCGUCAGUUGCAUAUGAUCCAGCAAUUGCAGCAGGAUCGUUCCAGCGAUCGAUUGCGCAAAGCAUUGGCGGCCUGUGCGGCCAAUCAGCUACAACAACAACAGCAGCAGCAGCAACAACCGCAACAGAAACAGCAACAACAACAACAGCAGCAGCAGGCAGCAGCAGCCGCCGCAGCCAAUUACGUCUUCAAUGUGGAGAGUGGUGACAAGUCGGCCCAAUCGUUGCAGUUGCUGUUCCAGCUGCCACCGUCGGUGCAGCAGCAGCAUCAACACCAGCAACAGCAGCAGGAUGUGCACGAUGCGGCACAACAGUUGCAGCAUUUGCAGUUGCAAGAGUUGCCAGAUAAUCAAAAACAACAACUGAUGCAUGAAUUCUCGCAGCAAGCGGAAAGUUUAAUGCAGCAGCAGCAACAACAACAGCAGCAACAGCAACAGCAACCUACAACACUCGAUCAGGUGGCGCAGAGUAAUCUGCUCCUGCAGCAACAUGCUUUGCAUCAGCAAGUCCUCAAACAGAAGCAACAACAUCUUCAACAACAGCAGUUAUUAUUGCAGCAACAACAACAACAGUUACAGCAACGACAACAGCAACAACAACAACAGCAGCAACAACAGGUACAAGUUGCCACACAAACGCAACCACCAGUCGUUGCCCCUUUCAGCAAUGCCUCACCUUCUGCAGCACGAGGAUGUACACAAUUCCAUGCCACUAUCUCACCACUAACGAAUGAUGUUGGACUCGGCGUUUGCACACUCUCAACGCAACAACAGCAAAUGGCUGCAGCUGCCGCAGCGGCAGCACAACAACUGCCCGAACCACCUAUAAUAACAUCGACAAAAAUCUCGGGCGGCAUCGCAAAGAAAGCGAUCGACAAACAGUCCCGUAAGGAGCGCAAUCGUUAUGCUGCGCUGCGUCAAACACCAGCAGGCAGUCAAGCGAAUACCACGAAUCAACAACAAUACCAACAAACCGUUGCCACUACUACACCCGACAAGACUAUCGAUGUCGAUUCGGAAACUGACUCCAAUCAUGACACCGCACUAACUUUGGCUUGUGCCGGCGGCCAUGAAGAGCUCGUUCAACUAUUACUAAACCGUAAUGCCAACAUCGAGCAUCGCGACAAGAAAGGCUUUACACCGUUGAUACUGGCCGCCACAGCGGGUCAUGAGAAGGUUGUCGAGAUACUGUUAAAGCACGGCGCCGAAUUAGAGGCACAAUCGGAGCGCACUAAGGACACUCCACUUUCUUUGGCCUGUUCGGGCGGUCGUUAUGAAGUGGUUGAACUCUUGCUGAAACACAAUGCCAACAAGGAACAUCGUAACGUAUCCGACUAUACGCCACUUAGUUUGGCAGCCAGCGGUGGCUAUGUGAAUAUUAUAAAAUUGUUAUUGAAUCAUGGCGCAGAGAUAAAUUCACGCACCGGCAGCAAAUUGGGUAUUUCACCGUUAAUGUUGGCCGCUAUGAAUGGCCAUACUGCCGCCGUUAAAUUGCUCUUGGAUCAGGGCUCUGAUAUAAAUGCGCAAAUUGAGACUAACCGCAACACUGCUUUAACGCUCGCAUGCUUCCAAGGUCGCCACGAAGUGGUCAGUUUGCUAUUGGAUCGUAAGGCGAACGUUGAGCACCGCGCUAAAACCGGACUUACACCACUAAUGGAAGCGGCGUCGGGAGGUUAUAUUGAUGUAGGACGUGUACUGUUGGACAAGGGUGCCGAUGUGAACGCAGCACCUGUACCGACAUCACGUGACACCGCACUCACUAUUGCAGCUGACAAGGGUCACUUGAAGUUUGUCGAGUUACUGUUGGCACGUAACGCCGCCGUCGAGGUGAAAAAUAAAAAAGGCAAUUCACCGCUUUGGCUGGCAGCACAUGGUGGCCACUUGAGCGUCGUCGAGAUAUUAUAUAACCAUAAUGCCGACAUUGAUUCGCAAGACAAUCGUCGUGUAUCAUGUCUGAUGGCUGCCUUCCGUAAGGGUCACACCAAGACCGUGAAAUGGAUGGUACAAUUCGUGACACAGUUUCCCUCCGAUCAGGAGAUGAGUCGCUUCAUUAGUACCAUCAGUGAUAAGGAACUGUCUGAGAAAUGCCACGAUUGCAUGAAAUUCAUACGUUCUGCCAAAGAGGCACAGGCUGUAAAAGCAAAUGAAAAUGCUUCCAUACUACUCAAGGAAUUGGAUAAUGAGCGUACACGUGAAGAGAGCCGUAAAGCCGCUGCAGCGCGUCGUCGCGAGCGUAAAAAGAAGAAGAAGUUGGAAAAGAAAGAGGAGAAGCGACGCCAAAUGGAGGGCGCCACCGGCGGCAGUGAAAUAUCUGGCUCAAAUGAUGCUGACGAAAAAGACUCGGAUCAAGACGAUGACAGUGAUCGUGAGGAGAAUGGGCUUGAAGAUGAUGACGAUAAUCAAAAUGUACCGAACUACCGCGAAGAGGGCGAUUCCGGCAUCGAUCAAGGCUCAUGCUCGAGCGCCGAAAUUAAAACAGUUAAUGUUGGUAACAGCAAUAACAACGUUCAGCAGCGUGAGGCCGAUAAAAAUGGCAAAAACGGUAAAAAUAACAAGAAAAAGAAGAACGCAUCACCAAGUAAUAACAGCAAGGAAAACAACAGCGCACAGCAGCCAUCCAAUGCUGCUCCAGCUGAAGACACACCAGCGCAGUCAAGCAGAAAUGUGGGCAAACAAGCCGCCUCAGCCAAAAAACAACCAGAUAGAGAACAUGAACAAACACCGGCAAAAAGUAAUGGUGCCAGUGCAAAAAAGUCCGGCACACAAGCAGGCGAGCCAACGAAUACACAUAGCACAGCAAAGUCGACCAGCACAUCAACUGGAGCCAUCAAAAAGAUCGAAAGUCAGCAGCUCAGCGCUCGGAAGGAAGAGGCGAGCAAAAAACGUGACACGAACAAACAACGCGAGAAAGAGAACCUUGCGCCGAAAGAAAGCCAACUAACUAGCAGUGGUCGCCAAUCGCAACGUGAACAGGAACUACAUGCAAUGUACCUUGCGGAUAAGUCUAUAGAUCCACAUUAUGCCGCGCAUGCAGCAAAAGCUGGUAUCCCUAUCCCCGCUAGUACUGGCAUCCCAACUACGCGGAAGUCACUAAUUUUCUCAGCUUCACGUUGCCUCAUGAAAAGUAGCGUUGCUCUUCUGAAUGAAGAGGCCAAAUCUGGAAAGCAUGAGGAUCACUUGGCCGUUGGCGGUACUACACAGCACAAAUCGACACCACCCAAACGUGGCGAGGAUGGCUGGAAAGAGGUGGUGCGUAAGAGUUCUACCCAACAAAGUAGCACUACUUCAUCCACGACCAGCGCUUCGACCAGUGCUUCGUCCACAUCGGCAGGUGUGCCCAGCGCCACUGCAAGUGGCAACGCAAGUGGCGCUACAGGAGGUGCCACCGCAACUGCUCCUACAACUGCCACUGAAAUGACAUGUAAGAAAGUGCAAGUGCCUGUGAACGCGAUUUCGCGUGUUAUUGGCCGUGCCGGCAGCAACAUUAACGCAAUACGCGCAACCACGGGCGCUCAUAUCGAGGUUGAGAAACAAGGCAAGAACCAAUCAGAACGCAGCAUUACCAUUAAAGGACAAACCGAUGCCACUAAGCAGGCACACAUGCUUAUCUUGGCACUCAUCAAGGAUCCCGACGUAGACAUAUUGCAGAUGUUGCCACGCAUAAAUACCAGCAUAAAGGCGUCGUCUCUGCCCUUAAGUGUAGGCACUUGGGACAACAAAACAGCGGCAUCAGCGGGGCAGUCCUCCUCGGCUUCCACAGCUUCCUCCACAUCAUCAUCGGCAUCGGUAUCGGCUACUUAUACAACUAACAACGCCGGCAAUGGCUGUCCCCACUCAGCCAAUAACAACGGCUCAGGAGUUGGUGGUAAUACCGGUGCUAGUUCUAAAGGCUCCGCUGCUGGUAGCUCAAAGGGCGGUAAAACGCAAUCCACUGGUGGCAGUGGCAAGUCGAACGCUGUGCGCUCGCAAACAGCUAAAACGGCUUUCCUACAACAACAACCGGGUAAUCGCGGCAGCCAGUCGCAGUCCACAAUCACGUCACAGAAGUUGAAAUCUCAAGACGCAGCCAAUAACAAGUCUACGAGUUCCUCUCAUAACAAUAACGGUAGUAGUGCUAUGCAUUCGCAGAAAGCUAGCAACUCAGGCAAACAACAACAUUCGGGUAAUGGCGAGAGAGGCAAUAACACCAUUAUCAAUACACAGACAUUCGCUGCUAAAUUGGGCGGAAGUACUGCUUCUGCGCACAUGUCUCAUAAUUCACCAUCGAAAAAAGUCGGUGAUGGCAUGAGCACUGGACGUAUAGGCGCAACUGCACCUUACGGACGCGGUAAACCUGUUCCUAGCAGCGCCGCCUCAGUGCCACAGCUAGGCGGUAGUGUAGGUAGCAACAAUCAAAAUAACAACAGCGCCAAUAAUGCGCUGGCUGGCCCUAUUGGCGUUUUUAAUCCAGCUGAAGUGGCUGCUGUGAAUGCUGCGGCUGCCGCAGCUGCUGCCGCUGCCGCCGCCGCUUCUGCAGCUUCCGCAGUAUCGAGCGCGCAUUCUGCUACAACAACAUCAACAGCAACAUUCACGUCAGGCUCAACAACUGCAACAACUACAUCGACAACAGCAGCAACAUUUGCCGCUGCACCCGGCACACGUGCCGUCACACCAAUCGGACCACCAAAUAAGCGUAACCAAGGCUCACCAGUAACUGCCGCUUCGGCUUCAUCAGCACAGCAGCAACAGCAAGUCUCACAAAUGCAGCAGAUUCAGAACCAGCAACAGAACAGCGGAUCUCCGGCGUCCGCCGCUGCAGUACAUCCUACAGUGGGAACUGCUACGGAUAUUCAGCAACAGCAACAACAACUUGUCAUUAACUGUGCUGAACCGACAGCCACUGGCCACCCUGACGGACUUAACAAUGCAACAACAGCUGGCAGCUUCGGCUCACAGCUCGCUUCAAAAAUAAGCAACGAAUACACGCUUUUCUUUAACUAUACAACGCAGUGGGGGGAUAAUGUGCAAAUGUACAAUUCACCAUCGGCACUCGUUAGUGAUUCGCUACCCAAAGCGGAUGCCUCAAAGGCACCAGGUUAUAAUCGCAAUAUUCUUAAUUCACCAGUAGGUGGAAGUUCUAAGGCCUCAUCGAAUCACUCGGCUUCUCCGCCCAGCAGCAAUAUGAUGUCUGCACCGAUUGGUAUAGUACUGAUAGACAGUGUUGGCAACCCUAUACCACAAACGCAUAACCGCAAAAUUGCGACCAGCAAGGCAGGUGGUGACACGUCGACUGCGGGCUCUUCACCCGGAAUUAAUACAGCGUCUUCGGUAGCGACAAGUGGUGACAGUACCACGAUUACAACAACAAAUAUUGGCGAACGCGUUGAUAUGGGUGUCAGUUUGGCCGGUGGUAAUGGCACUGCUGCCGCCGCCUCAGCCAAAGAAAUGCAGCUAUCUAGCGCAAACAGUGGAGCUAAUGGCAGCGAGACACACAUGUCACCCGGUGUUAUUAAGCCACCAGCACCGAUCGGCCAGCCACCAGUAGUGAACACAUCUAUGAGCUCAAAUAACAAUGCCUCAUCGAGUAUGCCCGCCAGUGGUCUGGCUAUACAACGUCCGCCACCAAACAGCAACAACAACCAACAACAACGGUCAGGUGUAGGGAACGCCUCUCAUACGCCACCUUCAUCGAAUGUUGGCACACUAGAGGGCAGUGCGGUUAGCACACAACCACCUACCAUGAACUUCGGUCCGAUCGGUCCCAAUCACUCGGCGCGUAACAACAACAACGGACCACCCGGCGCCAUUGGUGAACCGCCAUUGAAUCGUUUCUUUGAACCAAUGAACGUCGCUGGCAAUGCAGGUAUGCCGCAUCACGUGAAAAUGCCACCUCCUUACGGUAUGCAAAUGCAUGGUAAUAUGGGUGGCGUUGGUGGCAAUGGCAAUCACCCACUAUCACGACUUAAUCUACGUAAUUCGACAUUCGGUGCACCCGGUGGCGGUGUAGGCAAUAUGGGUUCGAUGCCACCAGCGCCAAUCGGUCAACCACCACAGCAACAGCCAUUAUUGGGUGGUGGCAUAUACCAACAACAUCAACCGCCACCGCCUCCACCGGCAAAUCCUAAUUUCCCAACAGGCAAAUCAAUGGCACCGGGUGCAAAUCUAGCGCCUGGUGCACGUGCACAGUCUCAACCACAAAAUGGCCCACCAGGGCCAAAUGCCGCCGCUCAACGUUGGUAUGGGGGCUAUAUGGAUGUGUUGAAUUUGGAGAAUGGUGGUCUGGGUGGAGCAGGAAAUAAUUCCCCGGCAGCAAUGUCACCUAAUCAAGCCGCCGCAGUCAGCGGCAAUCUGCUACAACAACAUGUCGCCCAGCAGCAGCAAGAGGAUAUGCGCAAAAUGCCACGACCUAUCGGCACCGAACGCGCCUCAUGGAAAUGCAACAACUAUCCAAUGAAUAUGGGCGGCGGUGGUGGCAUGCCGGGCCCCGGUAUGGACGAUGGCAUGGGGGGCGGUUCCGGUAUGCCCGGAGCUGUUGCUGGCCUAAUGCACGGCCCUUGGAUGAUGGACAAACCGCAGCAAGCGGCACCACCACAGCAGGUGCAACAGCAUUCGAAUUGGAUGAAGCAGCAAUAUCGCUUCUAUGGUGGCGCAGCAGCUGGCGGUGCUCUGGGUGGCAUGGGUGGACCUGGCGACUAUCAUCAUCAGCAGGAUCAAUUUCACAUGCCUCUCGAUUAUCACAACUCGAUGGCACCACAUAAUUUGCAACAGAAUACAGCGAUGAACCUAAUGCCACCCUAUGGCUACCCGUAUAUGGGUCAAGGCGCCGAAAUGGGGCACGUUGACAAAUUAGAAAUGUGGGACCACGACAAGCAGAUGUGGCAAAAUUGGUCCAAUUGAUGCUUCAGUGCUCAACAA